CACCGCCCCCGCCCCGGCUCCCUCCGCAUCCCGGCUCCGUCCCGCCGCUGCUCCGCGCCGCGCCGAGGCACCACGAUGGCUGUUCUCUCCAAGGAGUAUGGGUAUGUCAUUCUGACUGGGGCUGCCAGCUUUGUCAUGGUCACACACCUCGCCAUCAACGUGAGCAAUGCCCGCAAGAGGUACCGUGUGGAGUACCCAACCAUGUACAGCACGGACCCUGAAAACGGGCAGAUGUUCAACUGCAUCCAGCGUGCGCACCAGAACACAUUGGAAAGUUACCCUGCCUUCCUGUUCUUUUUAGGCACUGGUGGAGUCUACCACCCGAGAGUGGCCACAGGGCUUGGCAUGACCUGGAUCCUUGGGAGGCUCAUCUAUGCCUAUGGCUACUACACGGGAGAACCCAAAAACCGAAGGAGAGGGGCCUUUGCUUCCGUGGCACUCCUUGGGCUGGUGGGCACAGCUGUCUAUGCAGCCUACGAGCAGCUGGGCUGCCAGCUCAUCUGCAGAGGCUAAAGGGACUUUUCUUCUGUUUUCUUUUACAACACUUGGCUUCCUGCGGUUUUUUUUCCUUUUCUUUCUCAAUAAAAGGAAGUUGUCCAUUCUGUAUUUUCA
Molecule: messenger RNA, 612 nt
Organism: Agelaius phoeniceus (red-winged blackbird)
Lineage: Eukaryota; Metazoa; Chordata; Aves; Passeriformes; Icteridae
Gene: MGST3
Product: microsomal glutathione S-transferase 3
Cellular component (GO): nuclear envelope; endoplasmic reticulum; membrane
Molecular function (GO): glutathione peroxidase activity; glutathione transferase activity
Source: RefSeq, a predicted model, not a curated record